Amphimedon queenslandica is the source of this 2387-nucleotide messenger RNA. RefSeq names its product zinc finger BED domain-containing protein 1-like. Lineage: Eukaryota; Metazoa; Porifera; Demospongiae; Haplosclerida; Niphatidae. The coding region runs from base 456 to 2261 and encodes 601 amino acids. The record is from RefSeq and is a predicted model, not a curated record. Gene Ontology annotation, molecular function: DNA binding; protein dimerization activity. The transcript is spliced from 5 exons.
GGGCAAUAUAUCAAUUCUUUAUCGAUAUAAACGAUAUUUUACGGUAUCGAUCUGCAUCAUUAUCGAAAUUUUUAUGCCAAAAUAAUCGAUCUCUGGACCACGCCCCUUUAUUACAGUUAACUAACCAAUUUUAAAUUAAUAAGCUGUGGUUAAUAUAUAAUUAUUAAUAACUAUUAUAAAUAAUUAUUAGUAUUAAUCCUUGUGUAAACUUAAUAGCAAGCCUAAGCUGUCAAGUACCGUAUAGCUUGCUUUUGCAAGCCAACCUCCAUACUCCUUGCAUGCAACUAACAGCUGCUAGUAUAAAAGAGCUGGCCCAGUGCUUGGUUUAUAACAAACUCAAGCAAUUAAGCAUUUCCAUUUGCCAAGAAACAGAAGUCAUCAUUGUCUGGAAGUCUAAAGACCAUAUUUAGUCCUCUCUUCACUGUUUAAGGCUAUUCUGCUACUUCUUUAUCAUUAUGGCAUCCAGUUCCUCUACCAGCAGUAGUACAGGUCCUGCAGUACUUCCUACCACCAGUAGAAAGAAAAGAAGUUUGGUCUGGAAUUAUUUUACUCCAAGUGCUAAGGAAAAGGAAGCCAUUUGUAACAUAUGUGGAAUAAAGGUUCCUACAUCAGGAAACACCACCAAUCUAACAAAUCAUCUGGAAAGGAACCAUGAUAAAGAACAUAAAGAACUCACUGAAACAAGGGAAUCUGAAAAAUCAGCUAAAAGACAGAAGCAGCAAGAAUCAGCUGCCAAACAACUGACGCUACAAAGUUCAAUAGCAAGAACACAUGGAUAUGGCAAAGAGUCCCUUCGUCGUGCUUCAAUUGAUAGAGCACUAGUCAAUAUGCUAGUAGCCGACUUUCAACCAGCAUCCAUUGUUGAAGAUGAAGGUUUUGUUCAAUUCUUGAAAGUCAUUGAUCAGAGAUAUCAGCCUCCAAGUCGUCGUACUCUCAUGCGUGACCACCUUCCACAGCUAUAUGAGGAAAAGGUAGCAGAGCUGAAGGAGAAACUCAUGUCCAUUGAACAUUGUACUCUGACCACUGACUUGUGGACAUCAAAUCAGACAAUGGGUUACCUCACUGUCACUUGCCACUUCAUUUCACAAAGCUGGGAAAUAGAGUCCUAUGUGCUGGAGACAACUCAUGUGGAUCAAGCACAUACUAUAGAGAAUCUUGCAUCAGAGCUAAUCACUAUCACUGACAAAUGGAAUAUAAGUUUCAAAGUUCAUUGCACUGUCAUUGACAAUGCUACCAACAUCAAGGGAGCUGUGAGAGCAAAUGCAUGGAAUCAUCUCUCAUGCUUCGCUCAUACUCUCAAUUUAAUUGUUAGUAACUCAUUGAGCUCAGUUCCAGAAGCACAAUCACUAAUUCAAAGUGUAAAGAAUAUUGUCACCUUUUUCGUCAUGCAAUCUCGACUUAACAUUCCACAACAUAAACUGAUCCAGGAUGUUGAAACUCGAUGGAAUUCAGUCUUUUAUAUGCUAGAGCGAUACUUGGAGCAGGAGGAGGCUAUAAGGACUACACUUUGUAUGAUGGAUAGAAAUGAUCUUCUCAUUCCCACCGAGAAAAACUCAGAGCUCUCAGAGAUGGUGGAUAUCCUCAGACCUUUUGAAGCUGUAACUCGAGAGAUGUCUGCUGACAAAUAUGUCUCCAGUUCCAAAAUAAUACCUCUAGCGAAAGGUUUACAACGAUGCAGCAGCAAUAGUAACAACAAGAUUAGUGAAGCAUUAUGUUCUCAAAUGUCAGGAAGAUUUCUCAAUAUGGAAGCCAAUGUUCUAAUUGCUUCAGCAACACUGCUUGAUCCACGCUUCAAAAAAAUUGGAUUCUCUGAUCAGAGAGCAGCUGAUCAAAUAGCUCGACAUUUGACAGCUGAGAUAACACAGAUGAUGAGAUCCAGAGAAGCAACUAGUCAAACAACAGCCACAGCUACAACCUAUGAAGUGGCCCAGGACACAGCUGAUUCUGUAUGGAGGUUUUUUGAUGAACAGGUCUCUUCUCAAUCUAACAUACAUCCUGGGGUGACUGCCUUCUCAGAGGUAGAUAAGUAUUUAAAAACUCCAGUAUUACAAAGGACAGAAGACCCACUUAACUGGUGGAAAGAGAACAGUCAAGUUUUUCCUCAGCUAGCUCCGCUAGCAAGAAAGUAUCUCAGUCUAUUGGCAACUUCAGUACCUUCUGAAAGACUGUUUAGCAAGGCGGGUGAACUAGUAUCCCUGAAAAGGAACAGACUCAAGCCAAAGAACGUGAACAUGUUUCUUUUCUUAAAUAAGUAUCAUUAGUUGUAGUAUUGUACAUGAUUGUGUAAACCACACCUAUUGGGUGUGGUAAGGCGUGGUUAUCAUAUCAUUUUGAAUCGAUAUUGCUUUAAAAAUUGGAUUAUCGAUCGUUAUCGAAUAAUAGUAAAA